AUGUGGAGGCAAGGCGGGGCAUCUCGCUCGGCAUACUGGAGAAAUGCAGCGAAGCCACUUUCGGUCACUGAUGCAUCUGCUGCCGUGCGUAUACGAGGGCGGGGCUGUGUGCUGCGGAGCUCGGGGCGCCCCUUCUUUGCCCGCACCACGGGCCUUUGGCGAGGCCUUUUCACCUCUGCAGAGUCACACGGGGAGCAGUACCGACAGCCCGAGGAAGAGGACGCGAUCUUUGAAGACAGGGAUGGAGGCUUUUCGGAUGCGGUCAGGACGCAGGUAGCCAAGUACGGGUGGACGGUUGAGGCCCUCUCGCUUGCAGCAGCUGAGCAGGGUCUGUCGAACCUGGCGCACGGCCUCUUCCGCCGCGGCCCAGUCGAGCUGGUGGAGCACUUCAUCGCCAAAUGCAACGCUCGAAUGCUGGAGGAGCUGAGCGCACUAGACAUGGAGCACAUGACGCUCAAGGAGAAAAUAAGAGCGGCCAUUCACGCUCGAUUGAGGCAGUAUGCGCCACACAUCGCGACCUGGCCGCAGGCCAUAGCAAUCUUGGCACAGCCGAGCAAUGCCAGCACCUCCUUCUCUCUGAUGUUCAACACCAUCAACGACAUUAUCUACGUGGCCGGAGACUCUACUAUCGAUUUUGACUGGUACACCAAGCGCGCCGUAUUGGCUGGCGUGUACACUUCCACAGAGCUGUUCAUGCUCACCGACGCGUCGGACAACUUUGCCGACACCUGGGCCUUCCUCAAUCGAAGGCUGGAGGACGUCGUCACCCUCUCCAAGUACAAAGCCGAGGUCCCUUCACCCCUUCCCCGCACGACGAUUCCAUUCCUCCGCGAGCUUAGGAAGUUCUUCAACAAGGAGCGGAAACGUUGA
Messenger RNA from Acanthamoeba castellanii str. Neff, 870 nucleotides. RefSeq names its product coenzyme Q9, putative. Gene Ontology annotation, cellular component: mitochondrial inner membrane. Gene Ontology annotation, molecular function: lipid binding. Bases 1 to 870 code for a protein of 289 amino acids. The record is from RefSeq and is a predicted model, not a curated record. Gene Ontology annotation, biological process: ubiquinone biosynthetic process. Lineage: Eukaryota; Discosea; Longamoebia; Acanthamoebidae. The transcript has 7 exons.